AUGACUUCCCAGGAGAUUGAUGAAAAAACAGCCGGCAUCCCCGCUACAGAGGAUGUGUCGCGCUCAGUCAGCCAUGACGCUGAAGACGAGCCCACCGACGAGGAGCUGGCGACCCUGCGUCGCGUGCCGGGUAAUCUCCCCAUCGUAGCCUACCUCAUCUGCGCCGUCGAGUUCUCCGAGCGCGCCUCAUACUAUGGUGUCUCUGGUCUGAUCUCCAACUUUGUCAAUCGCCCGCUGCCUGUCGGAGGCAAUGGCUAUGGUGCGCCCCCGGCAGGAACACAGCAGACUGCUGGCGCCUUGGGCAUGGGUACUGUCAAGGCAAACGCUGUCAACCAGUCCUUCAGCAUGUUGGCAUAUGCCCUGCCCAUGAUCUUUGGUUAUCUUUCCGAUGCUCACACAGGCCGCUUCAAGAUGAUCUGCUGGGGUGUCCUCGUUUUCGGCGUUGCUCACGUCUUGAUGGUUGGUGCGACCGCGCCAACCCUGCUUGCCAAUGGAGGUGCUAAGGCGCCGUACUUUAUCUCCCUGUACAUUCUGUCGGUCGGUGCUGCUAUGUUCAAGCCCAACGUCUCUCCGCUCCUUCUUGAUCAGAUGCCCAACACCAAGGCGAAGACCAGGGUGCUGAAAAGUGGUGAGAAGGUCAUCGAAGAUCCCGAAGCUACCACCGAACGUGCUGUGCUCUGGUUCUACCUUCUGAUUAACAUCGGCGGUUUCAUGCAGGUGGCCACCUCCUACUCUGAGAAGUAUGUUGGCUGGUGGUUGGCCUUCAUUCUCCCGCUUUUCUUGUAUCUGCCGCUUCCCGCCCUCCUGUUCUGGCUUCGAAAGCGCCUUGUUCUGCAUCCGCCCGGUGGUAGUGAUCUGCCCAAUGUCGUUCGCGUUCUGGGCAUCUGCCUCAAACGUGGAGGUAUCUUCCGCAUUGGCCGUCACGGUUUCUGGGACGCAGCCAAGCCAUCAGUUAUCGCGGCCAAUGGUCAGAAUAUCCCGACUCGCUGGAACGACCAGUUCGUUGAGGAUGUCCGUCGCACGUUCCAGGCGACGGGAAUCUUCUGCUUCUUCCCCAUUCAGUACAUCAAUGACAACGGAUUGGGUCAAGCGGCGAGCUUUUUGUCUACCAUGUUAGUCACCAACGGUGUGCCCAACGAUGUCAUCAGCAACUUCAACUCUCUGAGUAUCAUCUUGUUUUCUCCGAUCUUUAACUACAUGUUCUACCCACUCCUCCGUCGGUUCCACAUCCGAUACGGCCCUGUCGCUCGUAUCACCACCGGAUUGGCCAUGUCUUCAAUCGGUGGCGUCGGUUACACUGUUAUCAACUACUAUGCCUACAAGCUCGGCCCUUGCGGCAAUUAUGGUUCUUCGGACACUUGUGUGGAUGCCAACGGAGUUUCUCUAGUGGCUCCUAUCACUAUUUGGUGGAUGGCGGUUCCCUACGCUCUUGGUGGUAUUUCCGAGCUCUUCGUCAACGUCCCGGCUUACGGUAUCGCCUAUUCCCGAGCUCCCAAGAACAUGCGUGGCUUGGUCUCUGCCAUCAAUCUGCUCAACACCGCCGUCGCCUACGCGAUCGGUCUUGCCUGCUCGGCUGUUAUCCGUGACCCGUACCUGACCUGGGAUUUCGGUGGACCAUCCAUCGUCGGUGGUGUUCUCACUGUUGUUUUCUACUUCAUGUUCCGUCACAUUGACAAGGAAGAGUAUACGUUGAGCGAGAACGGUGAUUACCAUCUCACGCUGGAGGGUACUGCGAACGUGGUUGGCGAAAACUCGCACAACAAGACCACUAACCCCACUCCUGCGAUUGCAGAGAAUGAGGAGUUUGGUAUUUCACCAAAGCAGUAA
This is a messenger RNA of Talaromyces proteolyticus, 1827 nucleotides long. RefSeq names its product H+/oligopeptide symporter. Gene Ontology annotation, molecular function: dipeptide transmembrane transporter activity. The transcript is spliced from 5 exons. Bases 1 to 1827 code for a protein of 608 amino acids. Gene Ontology annotation, biological process: transmembrane transport. Gene Ontology annotation, cellular component: membrane. NCBI's taxonomy places the organism in Eukaryota, Fungi, Ascomycota, Eurotiomycetes, Eurotiales, Trichocomaceae. The record is from RefSeq and is a predicted model, not a curated record.